Messenger RNA from Amoebophrya sp. A25, 6626 nucleotides. Lineage: Eukaryota; Dinophyceae; Syndiniales; Amoebophryaceae. The record is from the annotation of a GenBank genome assembly.
GAUGAAUUUAGGACUAGCUGCGUACGGCAGCAGUAUUUUCAUGUCACAACUACACGGUAUCUAUUGAAACGAAUAGGUGAGCCUUGACCGCUUAGUAGGCGGGUAUAUGGCUCCCAGUAAGUAAGUAUGUCAUCUUCACCGAAUAAGCAGUCUAGAGGGGACCUUGUUCCCAACUUUUUGCUCCUGUGCGGCAAAGGUCACACGAAAGAAGUCGCGCGAUUGCUAGCAGCCGAUGGUGGGCUGUCUUACCAAAAGCACCCGCAAAGCCGCCAGUCAGGGUUUACGAUCGCUUGUCUGCGUGGCAACGAAGAGAUCUUCGCACUACUCCUUAAGGCCCUGCGCGAAGAGGACCAGCUCAAGGCUGUGCUCGACGUCGUGGAUGUCAGCGGUACUGAUUAAAGAGCUAGAAAAACAGGAACUUUGACCUUACGUAUUUAAGUGCUCACUUUAGCAAUAAACCUCAUCUCACAGCUCAUGAGAUAACUUGACAUUCAUCGACACUGCUGGAUGAGUCGCACUGUUUGCAUAAAUAAGUGAGACCGGAGGCCUUGGUACGCUUUCGUUAGCUGAAAGCAUCGCUCAUUUUUCUCUCUUUGCAGGUUCCACCCCUUUACUCAACGCGGUUCAUGCGUGCAAUCUCAAGAUAACGCGAUCGUUGCUGGAACUCGGGGCGGACGUCACCCUGAAGGCUACGAACCGCAGAAAUGUGGCCCAUGUUGCUUGCACCAAAAAAGAUGGUACCAGAGCAGUUCGCUCGCAUUUUAUGAUGUGCGAUCGUGGAAGUACAAUUAGUUCAUGAAUACUUAUGUUCGCAGACGACUUCGCUCUACAUCGAUCAACAUCCACAUCUUCCCGAUUUUUCAUGAUCAUUGCUCUCGCUUAGUUUCUAAUAAACAAUAACGAAGAGAAAGGUAUUGUUCAAGAACAAAGCAAGCAUAUGAUCAUGAUCUGAGCAGGUCUUCGACUCCUACGGCUCUUUCAUCGGAAGAAGGUGUUGCGGCCAAUGCUUGUUGAACCUGAUUUGUGGGGUGCGACGCCGAUGCAGGUCGCGGAUUCGAAGAGGCACGGAGAGCAAGUGGAGUUCAUAGAUCUAGUUCUGCGCAGCAGAGAGGAGGAUGACGAUAUGUUUUUUGUCCGUUACGGUGACGAUGAUGACGAUCCUGAGUCCAGUGACGACGAUGAUGAUUCGGUCCCGCGGCGUCCUCAGAUCUUGCUUUAAGGCUCAAUACAAUUCAUUUUUACAACACAUUUCUUCCUGUUUCCUUCUAAGGAGUGGUAUACAUGCAGCCAAAAAAUGAGCUCUAAUUGCUGCCUCGCUACGCGAAUGGCAGUGAGUCGCGCUUUCCGAAUCUCACGCAGGCGAUAAUGCAGCAGCAUCGUUCAGGGGGGCACCAGAGGGGGGUUGGCGAAUAUAAUGAGGAAGUGACAGCGCUUCAACGUCGUAGUUCUGCCGCAGCUCUCGUGGAUGAAAGAACAUGGCGAGGAACGACUGCGAGUACAGGAGCUGCCAAGAGGGGCAUGACAACAAUCAGCUUCGAGGCAAACCAUGUCCCAGCGAAGAAUACACCGGGAAAAACAAUACUGCAGGUGGGAAUUAUAAACGCAGAGCAGUCGUCAUCCAAACAACAUGAGGAUUCGCCGCGUCCGCCGCGACCGGUUUCACCCGCGAGCAAAAAAGUUUCUGUCAUCGAGUUAGCGCCAGGAACGGCCAACGAAGCGGCCAACGAAGGCUUAGCUGUCGUUGCACAGAAGGCACCAGAGCAGGCACAAGCAGGCAAUCAUAACAGCACCGCACAACCACCUGCCGUCGGUCCGGUUGCGAGUGAUACAGGCAUAAGCGGGACAGAGCAGCAGGAUGCGGCGCAUAGUGAAGCUGAUUCGGAAAUGAGGACUGGCGCAGUGUCGCAGUCGCGUCAGCAAAAAGUGCACUACGUGCAAUUGUUUGCUGGCGAGACGGAGGUACACUUACAGUAUUAAGCAUACCUGGAUAAGGACCACGCUGGUUGCCGAUUGAGAAAAUGAUGUAGCAGUUCAUUGUGGGGUAGCGGCUAAGUAUAGCAUUUCCAUUUCUUUCUUCCAUCAACACUUACUUCAAAUACAGGGUUAUUACCGCUGUACUUCAAUUCGUUCUUCUACCGAAACUGAUAAACAUAGGUGAAAGCAAAUGGCGAGGAGGAUCUGGACUACUGGCCUUCACCAGAAGUGCCGCCGCUUGCUCUGGGCCCACCGGUUAAGAAAAAUCCCGGAAGGACGCGAUCGCCAGGAGUUACAACGACAAUGAAGCAGGGCUAUGACGAAGCUGGUGGUCAACACAUCCUCUUUCAGCUGCACCAAGGUGGUACCGACCACGAUGGCGGUGAGGACCCCAGUCCAAGAAAUAGGCCGUCAAGCUCAUCAGGUAAAAGAACCUUCGUGCAGCAAUCAGGCUCCAAGACUCGCUCGAAGCGGAACGGGACGUCAGGUUUAGACAGUAAUACAUCCAAGCAUGCGAAGGAGCAUAGUCAUCAGCAUGGAGGAGCAGGUAAGCUGACUGCCGAUGUACAGCAGCAGAUGGAAAUGCUAGAUAGAGAGCAUCGGAAACUCGGGACCCGUGGCGGGGGAAAGCUACAAUACACUCGAAGAUCAGAGCAAAGCUCUGCGCCAGCGAGAGGGGCUUUCGGCGCAGCGCACGGGGUAGAAGAUCUCGCACGCGAUGCAGCACCCGCGGAACGUGGAGUGAGUAGAGAGCGAGACUCGAGCAACACGUUUUCGCAUCGAAAGUGGAGGGGUUCUUCGACCGGCAAGGAGCGCGGAGAAGCGGGACUCAUGGGCGAAAAAGGCGGUGAAAAUAAUCUGGGAGCAGGGUGCAUUAACCAGAAGAUCCUGUUGCCGGCGCCUAAAAAGUCUUCACUUUUGCUCGCUCGAGCCAAAAGCGCAACUUCUUUGCGAGAAGCGCGGUUACUGAAAAGCACGCAGCAACAGCAACAGCAGUACUCGACAAAAAACUUACCUCCCGGGACCUCUGCCUCGGGUCGUUUCAUACGAUUUAUGGAGAAGAACAACCCGCUUAUGGACAUGGAGCUGUCGAUUGAGAAUCUUCCACGUAGAGGGAACGAACCUACUUUCAUCCGCAGUUUUCCCGACGACUUGGGCGAUCAUCUUUCUCCGGCAGAUAAUUUUCAUGGUUUGCAAACUCCCGGCGUGCCGGCUACGUCGCCAGCAGCGGACGAUGGAAGCAGCACUAGGAAACCAGGAGAUACAGCAGGGCAGAACCAGGCGGGCUACGUUUCAAAACCGGUUUUGUCGCAUUCGCAGAGCCCCAGACCUGCCAUGGGGCUUAGCGCGAGUCCAAAGCAGGACAAUGUUUCUGGUUCGCCGAAAGUCGCCAGCGUAGCGCGUGAGAGGGCAGCAUUCUUGAAAGUAGAGGGCACUUCAGUUGCCGGCGAGAAAGGCCAAAGAGGACGUUCACGGUCGACAACCACUAGCCCAGACGAUGUUGAAGCUGUGUCAAAGGCACGCCCAAAUGGCCCUCCGAGGGACGAUGGGAAAACGGCAUCUGCAAAUUAUGAGAAAAGUGCUGGAACUGAGCCAAGUAGCGCCAACGGUGAUGGUAAAAGUGCUGCAGUAUCUUCUUCCGGACCGAAGGAGACCGAGUCUCCAGGGGAUUCCAGUCCUAGUGGGAGACCGUCAGGAAGCCCAUCUCCAGGGAAGGACGGUGGUUCGAACAAAGAUUCCGUGAUUGCCUAUAAGCACGCAGCAGAUGCGACCGCUGUAGAGCCGGGAUCGGACCCUCUACGAGAAUCUGAAUCCAAGCAUGCAAAUGGACAAACCGUUGCCGGGGCGGGCCGGCGAGCAGCUAACAAGUUGAAGGGAGAAAUGAACACGGCAGCGAGCGGAGUUGUCGUGUCGCCGUUAGACAUGAACAGCUUUAUAAUGGAACAAGAAGCUCCAGCACUUUCUCGCGCUCCUUCGGCGUCCCGUUCGCGAGCGAAAGCGGGUGGCGGCACUGCCAAUUCCGCCGUUUCACCAGACGCGGCAAGGGGAGUUGUGAAUGCUUUUGCGGUUGGGCUAGUAGGUGUCGAGCAUGGUGAUGGAAAUGGAAGACAGAAACCCGACUCCCUAGGAGAGGCAUCGGGCGGAAGAGUAACUGCACUCGUUGUAGACACUGGAGGCGAUUGUGCAGUUGAUCGGGAAGUGUCGCCGCUCCACCUCGUCCAUUCUCCGUUGGGGAUUACGGAAAACCACGCAUUGCGAUUCCGCAGUGCGCCCUCAAGAUUUCCCGGCCGGCCAGAAGAGUUCGACGCUGCGCGGGCCUUCGAGGGAGCCUCUGGCUGCGCCAAGGUUGGGCGACCGAUGCGGGGACGUCUGCGACCGGGGGCAGCGCAGGCGCCGUUGUCACCACGCAACAAUCAGCAAGGUGCGACUUCAGAGUCCAGCAGCAGGCCAGUGUCGACCAGCGCCACGCUUCACCUCCCCCGCGUGUACAAGACCGUGAUAUCGGGAGCUCCGGUUGCCGCAGUUGAAGUGAGCCCAAGAGAUGACGAGGCAGGAGAAGAGCCCUCGAUCGUCCCACGGCGACAGCAUAGCAGUGGAUCGCGGUCGAGGUCCCGUUCGCCUAAGCCAAAGCAUUGCAGCGAGACUCAAAAUAGCACAUCGAUUGAGGGAAAGAAGGCGUCGGGAAAGAAGCACAAGGAGAAAUCUUUAAAAAAGCAGUUGCAUCUGGUGGCUUCCUACCGAGGCAAGGACUAUCAGGAGCUAACGAGCCCUGGGAAGCCCACCGCUUCGGGGAACGCAGACGAGCCCUCAGUCAUCGAAGAUGUCCUUUUUGAGGAGGAGGAAGCAUCGCGCGUCCAAGCAUUCAUGAAUAAACUGCAAGACAAGUGCAACGACAGAGGUGCAAAAAAACUGCGGGGUAGUUCUUCUGCGUCUGGGGCCGGUCCUCAAUAUAACAAAAAUUCAACGGCUCUAACAGACGAGAGCGAGUAUAUGGACUCCCGGCGCCUCUCCAUGAUGCGAAAGCGAGCCAUGCACGUUGCCGCAUUGACACCCGAGGGCGUCGGAUUGGACCCACUCCGUCGGCGUCGUCCGCGCACGGCGGGAACUGGCGGAAUCAAUUACACUUUCGGCGCUGACGUGCUUGGGCUGCCGUCGCCUGUUGCGCAGACGCCGACAGCCCCUCUCAUGGUUCGUGUACAGUACCCGGGAGAUUCCGGGAUCGGCAGAAAUUUUGGUCAUCCGCCGCAAAUUAAGACUGCUUAUGUCACAUUAGGAAAGAACUGGGUCGCACCUCUCGACGCGGCGGGCGCGCAACAACAGCAGCAGCACGCACGUGGGCAGGCCACGGGCGAGCACAUGCUGGUCGCUCCUGCGCCGGCGGAAUCCGUCAAAGGCGCUGGAUUCUUAAUGGCGAAACGGAAAACUCUGGAAUUUCCGUCUGGUUCUCCCCAAGAUGGCGGUCCGCUGGGUGAAACAGAAACAGAAUUGGAGCAGCUGCAGUUAGGGCACGGAACAAGAAAUUACAGGCCAAAGUCGGCAUCGUCCGUUGCGGUACGAACAUUUGCCCGCGGAAACGCACCGAAGAAGAACAUUGCUUACACCGGCAACGCGGCAGCCGUCGCGAGAGCUCUCAGACCACGUAUCUUCUACUUUUCAUUUCUACUAUUGCAUGUUGUCAUUGAUUGGCGAUGGGUCAAAAAUUAUAAGAAUGGGAUCAGACCUUUUGAAAGUUGAAGCCGGGUCUUUUUGAAUGCGUCGCAUUUAUUCGGAAGUGGUUGAGUAUGUUCUUCCUCAAAUUCGUGGAUCGUAAGGGGUGCCCGGGCUCGCGAGCUAUCACAAGAAAGUGAGCUGACGUGACACGGUAAGAAGCACCGGAGUUUCUUAUUAGUGAAUCAUAUUUAUAUGUUUCUUCCUUGGCUGCAGACUCAUUUAUUUGAAGUAUGUAUAGAUGAAUUAGAUAUAGAUUUUCUCUUAACAUCAGUGAUGGCAACACGACGGCUUGAGGCACCGCAGCUGGAUGAGCGGGAUCAGCUGCCGUCGUUUGCAGAAAUGUUUGGCCCACAGUGCACCGGACAAGAGGGUGAGAACACGCAACAGAUGGCAGAUGCGAUGCAGCUUGGCCUCUUACAAGAAGUUCGUGCGGAGCAAAAUUCCGGGACGCUUUUCGAUGUCCUCUACGGACCAGGUGCUAAGGAGUUUCUAGUAGCGGAGACAGCUCAAGACGUUUUGUAAUCCGGCUUGCAUGGGUGCUCAUGGAGGAUUAUCUUCUGUGUAUCACCUUAGAAUCUUCACAGGCAUGUCGCAAUCAGAACUCUGAAUCUAUUUGCUAAUCACAAUCUCAUUUUUCAACAACACCGGUUUCAACUUUCAUUGAUCUACAUGAAUUUGUCGUACACCAGCAAAAUGAAGAUGACUGUACAAGAACUAUCGCAAACCAAGAAAAUUUGUUGUGUCUUGUCGUGUCAUUUUCAUUCGCACAAGCUGGAGGGGGGUAUACGCAAACCCUAGGCCCUUUCCACGAAGUGCCACACUGCAGCUGUAUUGGUUUCUAAGCAAAAAAAUGCUUGUGAUGUGACUUCUUUGCAAAAAGGGCGAAAGAUUGAAAGGUAAGGGAUGUAAAAUCCGAAAGCAAGAAACGUAUGUACCUCGAU